Lontra canadensis (Northern American river otter) is the source of this 448-nucleotide messenger RNA. RefSeq names its product major allergen I polypeptide chain 2-like. The transcript is spliced from 4 exons. The record is from RefSeq and is a predicted model, not a curated record. The coding region runs from base 37 to 360 and encodes 107 amino acids. NCBI's taxonomy places the organism in Eukaryota, Metazoa, Chordata, Mammalia, Carnivora, Mustelidae.
CGCUGCCCUGAGCAGAACAUUCUGGUGGCUGACACUAUGAAGGGGACACUGCUUGUGCUGGCCUUGCUGGUGACCCAGGAGCUGGGCAUCGAGAUGGUGAAAUCUUGCCCCAUUUUUUAUUUUGCCUUUGGUGCCCUGGCCGUUGGAGAGAGGUUUCCGCUGGACCUCAGCCUUGAUCUAGUCGGUGCUACUGAGCCAGAAAAAGAAGCCUUAGAAAAAAUCCAGGAUUGCUACAAUGAAAAGGGACUGGAGGCCCAGGGCUUGGAUCUGAUUGUCAUGACUACCAUCACCACCAGCAACCAGUGCCUCUUGGAAGCCAUGGCCCCACUGAAGAAUGCCGUGGCCUCUUUGGGGAGAUGAAUCUUUGUCCCGGAUGCCCAAUCCCGAUACCGGUCCUUACCUCCGUCAGUCUCUCUCAGGCUCGCUGUAAUAAAGUAACUGCAGCUUA